UCGGUCACGUGACUGCUCGGUACCUGAGUGUUGUCAUCAGCUGACGGCUGUCAGGGAGCUAGCAGGCUAACACGGUCGGGGCUCGGUUCCUGGGGGUUUAUCGCUUCUCUCCGGCUCCGACUCGCUGUCCCCGGGUUCUGGUCAGGUCCAAUCACACCGGGGACCCUCACCCGUUCUCCCUCGCUUCUGGUGGGAGUGUUUCCCCCUCCUGGCCGGCAGUGAGCCGGGUACCAGCCCCUCCUGCCCGCCCUGCAGCUCUGCAGCUACCGCUAACCUCCGCCGGAGAGAACCAGGGAGCCACCGGACCGGACCGGAGAGGAGAUGUGCCAUGGCGUCGGUCCGGGUGGCUGUGCGGGUCCGGCCCAUGAACAGACGGGAGAAGGACCUGACUGCAAAGUCCAUCAUCAAGAUGGAGGGAACCAAAACCACCGUUACCAACCUGAAGAUCCCAGAUGGGUACACGGGAGAUUCAGUGAGGGAACGGAGCAAAACCUUCACGUACGACUUCUCGUACGACUCGACGGACUGUAAGAGCUGCACGUUCAUCUCUCAGGAGAAGGUCUUCAGAGAUUUGGGGUCCGAUGUGCUGAAGGCGGCGUUCGAGGGCUACAACGCCUGCGUCUUUGCCUACGGCCAGACCGGCUCCGGGAAGUCCUACACCAUGAUGGGACUUCCAGGCGACGCCGGGCUGAUCCCGAGGAUCUGCGAAGGCUUGUUCAGUCGCAUCACCGGCGCCUCCCGAUGGGACGAAGCCUCGUUCCGUACUGAAGUCAGCUACCUGGAGAUCUACAACGAGAGAGUCCGAGACCUGCUGAGGAGGAAGUCCACUCAGACCUACAACCUGAGGGUCAGGGAACACCCCAAGGACGGACCCUACGUUGAAGAUCUGUCCAAACACCUGGUGCAGAACUACAGCGACGUGGAGGAGCUGAUGGAGGCAGGGAACAUCAACCGCACCACCGCCAGCACCGACAUGAACGACGUCAGCAGCCGCUCGCACGCCAUCUUCACCAUCAACUUCACCCAGGCCAAGUUCGAUGCGGAGAUGCCCUGCGAGACGGUCAGCAAGAUCCACCUGGUGGACCUGGCCGGCAGCGAGCGGGCCGACGCCACCGGAGCCACCGGCGUCCGGCUGAAGGAGGGCGGGAACAUCAACAAGUCGCUGGUGACGCUGGGAAACGUCAUCUCCGCUCUGGCCGACAUGAGCCAGGACGGCGUGAACACCAACCUGAAGAAGAAGUCCGUGUUCGUCCCCUACAGGGACUCGGUGCUGACGUGGCUGCUGAAGGACAGCCUGGGCGGCAACGCCAAGACCAUCAUGAUCGCCACUGUCUCCCCCGCUGACGUAAACUACGGCGAGACGCUCAGCACGCUGCGAUACGCCAACCGAGCCAAGAACAUCAUCAACAAACCCACCGUCAACGAGGAUGGCAACGUCCGGCUGAUUCGAGAACUGCGGGCCGAGAUCGCCCGGCUGAAGGCUCUGCUGGUUCAGGGCAACCAGAUCGCCCUGCUGGACUCUCCCACGGCUCUGAGCAUGGAGGAGAAGCUGCACCAGAACGAAGCCAGGGUCCUGGAGCUGACCAAAGAGUGGACCAACAAGUGGAACGAGACUCAGAACAUCCUGAAGGAGGAGACGCUGGCUCUGAGGAAGGAGGGCAUCGGCGUGGUGUUGGACUCAGAGCUGCCUCACCUCAUCGGCAUCGACGACGACCUGCUCAGCACCGGCAUCAUCCUCUACCACCUGAAGGAGGGACGGACGUACGUCGGCCGGGAGGACGCGUCCACGGAGCAGGACAUCAUUCUGCACGGUCUGGACCUGGAGAGCGAACACUGCAUGUUCCAGAGCCAGAACGGGACAGUGACUCUGCUGCCGCUCGCCGGAGCUCAGUGUUCGGUUAACGGAGUUCAGGUGACGGCGCCGUCACAGCUCAACCAAGGUGCGGUCAUUCUGCUCGGCAGGACGAACAUGUUCCGGUUCAACCAUCCCAAAGAGGCGGCCAGGCUGAGGGAGAAACGAAAGAGCGGCCUGCUCUCCACGUUCAGCCUGUCGAUGACGGAUCUGUCCAAGUCCUGUGAAAACCUGUCCACGGUGAUGCUCUACAACCCGGGUCUCUUCACUGAGAAGGGCCCCGUCUUCCUCAGGUUGGAGUUUGAGCGGCAGCAGCGAGAAGAGCUGGAGAAGCUAGAGAUGAAAAGGAGGCUGAUCAAAGAGAUGGAGGCCAAGCAGCAGAGCGAGAAGACGGAGCUGGAGCGCCUCCAGCAGGAGGUGGAGAGUCAGCGCAAGGAGUCUGAGGAGGUGCAGCAGCGGAUCCUCCGCCAGGAGGAGAGCCUCCGCCGCCGCAACCAGGACAUCGAGAGCCGCCUGCAGGACUUCCUGGCCGAGAAGGACCGCUUCGAGGAGGAGAGGCGCUCCGAGAUCCGGGGCGUGGACCUCCAGCGCAGGAGGCCUCGGAAAAGCUGGCUGGAGGAGGGGGAAGCGGAGGAGCAGGCGGAGGAGGAGGAGGAGGAGCUGGAUGACGAGAGGCGACGGCAGCAUGAGGCUGCGGAGCAGACGGAGAUCUACCGCGAGCUGGAGAGGCUGAAGAGAGAGCGCGAGGAGCAGACGGUUCGCCUGGAGACGGAGCGGCGGCGGCUGGAGGAGCAGGAGCGGGAGCAGCUCAGUCUGGUGGGGAGGCUGGAGGAGCAGCUGAGGGAGAAACACGAAGCCGCCACCGCCCUGCUGACCCGCGAAGAUGCCCGGCGGCUGGAGGACGAGCAGCGAGCGCUGGCUGACAUCAGAGAAGCCCUCCUGCGAGCUAAAGAGGCUGCAGAGCGGACAGAUGUGGUGGACGCCAGCGAGGAGGCGAGGGCCGCCCAGACCCGAUACUCAGACUUCAAGGCGUCGCAGGUGAAGGAGCUGGGUCAGCUAGAGGAGACGCUGCAGGAGCAGAGGGAGCACCUGGAGAAGGAGGUGGCCUCGGAGCGAAACACCCUGCUGCUCCUCGCCCACAGCCUGAAGGAGCAGCAGCAGCAGCUGAAGGAGACCCAGGAGAAGGGAGCGCAGGACGCCAGCGCGGUCUGCCAGGAGGAGCAGCUGCUCAGGCAGGCGGAGCACCAGCUGGACUUCAAGGAGCGGCAGCUCUCCAGCCUGGCCCACAGCCUCCUUCCCGCUCUGGCCGAGGAGAGGCAGCGGGCCGCGGAGAUGCUGCAGCGCAGCGGUGGCGACAACGGGAACCGCGAGGGCCCGCGGGGGCUGGACAACACGCUGUACCAGGUGGAGAAGGAGCUGGAGGACAAGGAGGAGAAGCUGAAGCUCCACCGCAGCAACACUCAGCAGCUCCAGCAGCUGCAGGACACGUAUGAGUUCACGGCCAACGUGGCCCGGCAGGAGGAGAAGGUGAGGAGGAAGGAGAAAGAGAUCCUAGAGUCCAAAGAGAAGCAGCAGAGGGAGGCCAUGGAGCAGGCGGUGGCCCGGCUGGAGAGGCGGCACUCGGCUCUGAGGCGCAGCGUCUCCCUGGAACCGGACUCCGAGGAGGGACACAAGACCGCCAUCCGGAGAACGGGAGAUCUGGACCAGCAGAGCAGAGUUGAGCGUGAGAUCCAGAAGCUGCGACAGAGGAUCAACGAGGGCGAUGAAAACAACAGAACUCAGUCGAUCGGUAACGACGACAAGACGAGUCACAGCAGCUCACCGGUCGGCCACAUCCAGACUCUGAACCCGCUAAUGCCGCUGUCCGACGACAGGAUAAACGCGUACAUUGAGGAAGAGAUCCAGCGACGGCUGCGCAAGAUGAAUCUCCUCAACGGCAGCAGCAACAUGGAUCUGUCCACAUCCUGUGAAUCGCUCAAGGAGGAGGAGGAGGUUAGCGACUGUAGCUCUGUUAGAGCAACAGACCAGGAUGAUGAGAAACUCCAAAACGUCAAUUGGAGGAGGCUCAAAUAUGAGAGAGCCUGCCAGUCUAACUUCCUGCCCUCGCCGGGGUUUGAGACAAGCUCCCCCCCUGGUGUCCAGGAGAACCCGUCAGAGGAAGAGUGUGGUCUUGUAAAACCUCACCGACGUCAACCAGAAUCCACAUCUGAAGUCUUGGUUGAAGAGGAAAACGCAUCAUGGAAAGAAGUGAAUCUUCCUGAAGGAAGAUGGGGAGGGGCUCGUGGGGGUCUCGACAGUUGUAGCAUUGGACAAGACAAGACCUCAGCAAACACUGAGGGUGACAGAUUUGAGAAGGAUGAGGGCAGUUUAGAAACGAGCAAAGACUCUGAACCACAGCAGGAAAGGAAGGAGGAGCUGCCGUUGACGGGACGAUGUGAAUUACGCUCAAAUGAAGACGUCAAGAACCAAACUUGUGAUUUGGGAAUCGACAAAGAUGUGAAACUUUCAAAUUUGCAGAGUAUAGGCAUCGAUAACCUCAGCUCCAAACUAAAUUGGGAGGAGGUUGUUGAUGAUGAAACAGAACAAGAAGCAGUGACAGAGGAAGUUUCAGCCAGCAGGAGUUACAUUUGGGAUUACCUCCAAAAACUCCAGAUCCAAACACAGUACCCAUGGAGAGCAGAACAAGAUCAGUCCUCAAAAUCACAUAGCUCUGGCCUUGGUGACAGCUCCCAAAAGGAUUCAGAGGUCAUCAAUGAAGGUGAAAUCAAAGCAGAGAGAGUGUUGGCCAGAAGCAGCUACAUUUGGGAUUACAUCACAAAACUCAAAAACCAAACCCACUACUCAUGGAGAGCAGAAGAAUCUGAAGUUUCCAGAGAUCGGUCGUCAAAAUCACAGACCUCUGCCCCUGAUAUCAUGCCCCAGCAGGACUCGGACGCCAUCAAUGCUCAAACAAAUCAAGAAAAACUAACAGAACCAGAAAAAGUGUCGGCCACAAGCAGGUUCCUUUGGGAUUACCUCUCAAAACUCACAAACCAAACAAACUCCCCCUGGAGAGCAGAAGAAUCUGAACUUCCCUGGCCAUCAAAGUCCCAGAGGUGCAGUAAUGACUCCACACAGGAGUUCACCGACAGUCAAGUGAAACGAGAAGUGGAGGCUGAUGACGCCUCGUCCAGCAGGACACAUGUCCUUGGCUACUUCUCUGGGAUGCUUUCGGAUGCAUACAAAGAUGCUGAAAGACGAAUACAGGACACACGUGACAUCAUCCGAAACGUUGGAGUUGGUGAAGUGAAGGAUGUUCUCGCUCAGUACGUGACCAUGAUGCCCAAAGAGAUGCCGUUGAUUCACCGAGUUCAGCUUUGGCGACCACCAGACCCUCGCAGCUCGGCAGAAGAUGACGUCAGUUCGGUGGACCUGCCAAAGGACUCCACCCUCGGUCCUUCUCCAGCAUGUGGCGUGUCCCUGAUCCUGGGGUUCUCGGGGUGGCCAGAGGGGUCGGUAUCCUCGAUCAGAAACACGAGUCCUGAGGUGUUUCAUCAGGGGCUGGUCGAGCUGCCGCCGGCUUUGUCUCAGCUAAAGACGCUUUCCUCCCAGCAGAUCCUGGAGAAACUGGAAUCCCUGUCUCCUCAAAGAGGACUUGGAAAGCUUCUGAAUGUGUUCUGUCUGAAGGCAGCAAACAGGAAACGACCCAUCCCAGAACCCGUGUGCCUGCUCUUGUCAGAAAAAGCUGUGACUGUGGUGGCCGGUACCAGUUCUGUGGACACGCUGACUAGUUUCCAUCAUUUCAAUCUAUCAGAGAUCAAAGAGGUCCAGAUCAGUUUGGCGGGGCAGCAUGUCCGCCUGAUCGGCUGCAGUGAAAACAACGUUUUAGCUGUCUUCACCCACAGCAAAGAACUCACCCAAGAGUUCUGCAAGGCUCUGCUCAAAGCAUGUGCUCCCGUCGGGUCUUCUGAAGCGGUAGCAGAUCACCCGUUGCUCUCUGGUGACCUCAUGGUCCUCUCUCUGGAUUGGACGUCAAAGGUUCCUGACCUGGUCCUUCACGGCGGUCUCCAUAUCACGUCCAGGUUCAAGCGGGUCCUCGCAGACCUGCUCUACAUUGUCCAUGGGAACAUGCUCGGCCCUGGCAAACCUUCCCUAGCAAACAUUUGUCCUCUACUCUACACCACAGUCAGGGUCAAGAACUCCGCCAAAGUCCGUCAAGACACCAUCUUCCAGUUCUUCCUGACUGACACCCACAUCGCUCUUCUCCAAGAGGACGGAGUCUUUCACCCGGUGCCGCGGGGCUCCAGUCUGGUUCCUGCCCAACCCCAGUUUCAAAGGCUUGAACUCCGCAAGCGUUCAGACAUCAGAUGCCUGCUCGUGCGGAAGAAUGACAACUGCUUGGCCAUAGAUAUCGUCUUUGCAAAUCCCAAGCAACAGACUCUUAAAGGGAGGGUGGAGUUGAGGCGGGGCUCUGCUGAAGAGCCCUCCGCCCAACACAAGCCGUGUGGUGACUGGAAGCUGAUAUUUGGCUGCUCCACAGACGCUCAGGCCCUGAUUAAUCACCUGUGUACCUAAAUGCAGGCUUUGCCCGAGCUUUGCCUGCCUGAAAUUUCUUUUUUUUUUUCUUGAACGUUUCAGUCAUUUAUUAGCAUCUAAUAAAUGUUGUAUAAGAAAAUGCAGAAUAUUUUUGUGUUCUUAGUUCUUAUGUUUUAUAAAUGAAUGAUG
Molecule: messenger RNA, 6556 nt
Organism: Cololabis saira (Pacific saury)
Lineage: Eukaryota; Metazoa; Chordata; Actinopteri; Beloniformes; Belonidae
Gene: kif16ba
Product: kinesin family member 16Ba
Exons: 25
Coding region: 329-6406 (2025 amino acids)
Biological process (GO): microtubule-based movement
Molecular function (GO): microtubule binding; ATP binding; phosphatidylinositol binding
Source: RefSeq, a predicted model, not a curated record